This is a messenger RNA of Microplitis mediator, 7580 nucleotides long. RefSeq names its product afadin (gene cno). The transcript is spliced from 21 exons. Gene Ontology annotation, molecular function: cell adhesion molecule binding. Gene Ontology annotation, biological process: regulation of protein localization; signal transduction. NCBI's taxonomy places the organism in Eukaryota, Metazoa, Arthropoda, Insecta, Hymenoptera, Braconidae. The record is from RefSeq and is a predicted model, not a curated record. Gene Ontology annotation, cellular component: adherens junction. The coding region runs from base 714 to 6887 and encodes 2057 amino acids.
GUACCAACCUUGAUAUAGGGAUUCUUAAUACACCUUGGAAAAAUGGAAUGCUGUCUGUGGACCUUGAAUAUAAAAAUUUUUCCCAUAGAGAAAGUAUAACCUUUUUACAGGUAAAUUUCGGGAUGCUCCUCAGGAGCAAUGUGUAUAUAUACAUAAAUACAACGUAUUUCUAAUAGGCCAGUUAACUUCUAAAAAACAUUUUUAGUUGUAAUUAAAUAAACAAGUUUAAGAUAAAUAACGAUAAUAAUACAUGGUAACAAUAACGACACUGUUAACAAUGAUUGUAUCAAUUGUAAUAUCAAUAAUGACAGUGAUAAUUACAAUAAUCAAGUAAAACUAUCAAGUGUUUGGUUGUCAAUCAGUAUUGCUCUACAAGUGAUCGCUUCGUGUUAUUGUUACAAAAUUAAAGUGUUACGAGUUGUAUUUUCGUUUUUACUGAGACUUACAGUGUAAACGUCAUUACUCUAAAUUGGUAGUUAAUUUAUAAUUUGUUGUGGGGUCGGGGCGUUUAUAUCUUGUACUGUUUUUUAAAUGUCCUGUUUUAAUAAAUGUUUUAAUUCGAGUCGAAGAAAUGUGACAUUCUGACAAUUAUACACUUGGUAGUUUAAGACAUCAUAGCUUUUAUCAGUACCAAGGAAUUCAGUAUCUGUUAUUCCUAUAUUAUAAGUAUCUGCAGCUUAUAGCGAUCAUUGUUAAUUGGAUAUUUAUUCAGAAUGGCUGAUAAAAACGCUGAAAGAGAGGCUCUGCGAGGCGUUAUUCAACAAUGGAAUGCUAAUCGAUUGGACCUCUUUGAACUCUCGGAACCUAACGAGGACCUGGAAUUUCAUGGAGUCAUGCGAUUUUAUUUUCAAGAUAGUGGUCAAAAAGUGGCUACAAAAUGUAUCAGAGUUGCAUCAGAUGCUACUAGCCAAGCAGUAAUUGAAACUCUUAUUGAGAAAUUUCGUCCAGAUAUGCGAAUGCUGAGUGUCCCUGAGUAUGCACUUUAUGAAAUUCACGAAAAUGGAGAAGAACGAAAAUUGAGCCUUGAAGAGAAGCCGUUGUUAGUUCAGCUGAAUUGGCAUAUCGAUGAUCGAGAAGGUCGAUUUUUACUCCGACGAAUUGAUGAUAAAACUAAUACGGCAGGAGUAGGUUUUGGAGAAUCCACAAGUUUUCGAAGAAAAUUAAGCAAGCGAGAACGAAAACAACUGAAAAGACAAGAAAAAAUUUGUCGUUUAAAAACUCCUGAGCAGUGUCCUGACUCAACUUUGAUCGAUAAGAAUGGUGUCGCCGAGAAGCUUUAUGUUGAGUUACCAGAAACGAGUUUUACCAGAAGUAUAUCAAAUCCGGAAGCUGUCAUGCGCCGUCGUCGUCAGCAGAAGUUAGAAAAGAAAUUACAACAAUUCCGUAGUAAAGACGGUGGCCCAGAUACAGGUGGUACAUUGAAAAUUUAUGGAGAAGCUCUUUGUAAAGAUGUUCCGUAUAAAACAUUAUUAUUAAGCAUAAGAGAUUCGGCAGCUCAAGUUGUUAGAGAGAUGUUAUCUAAAUAUGGUCUUGAUAAAGUGGAUUCUCAGCAGUAUUGUCUAGUACAGGUAACUAGUGAAAAAAUUAAUGGCAAUACGUAUCAAGAAUAUAUUUUGGAUGAUGAUGAGUGCCCAUUGGCUAUUAUUAUGAAUUAUUCAUCAGCUCGCGGGUCAAUAAUGUUUCAUGUAAGAAGGCGACCAGCCGAUUAUGUACCAAGAAAGAGAAAGAAGAAGCCAACUGGAAAAUGGGGUGAAAUGGAUCACAAGUAUGAAGAUGAAAGAUUACCGUUCUUGUUAGAACUUAAUGCUGAUGGAACAGAUGUUCCGAAUGGUGCAGGGGUGAGGCACCGACUCUUACCAAAUGUUACAGAAGUUGGAUCUGAAACAUCUGCAGGCAGCCAAGCUGUUCAUAAUCAAACUUUAACUCUCUGUGGUCCUACAGUUAUGCCUCGUCACUGCGUUAUUGCUUUCACUGAGAAUAUUGUAACUUUAACACCGGCCUCUAGAGAUGCUUACACUUAUGUGAAUAAUCAAAGAAUUCAUCAGACUACAAUUCUUCAGAAUGGAGCUGUCAUCAAAUUUGGUCGGCUGCACACCUUCCGAUUUAUUGAUCCUGCUCCGGAAGAUCGAAUCAGGCAGUAUCAUGACUCAAAUAAGCAAACGGAAUACAGCCGGGAUCGAUCAGAAACCAACUCACCAAAUGAUGGUCAAUGUUCGACUUCGCCAAGUCCAAUAAAAUCGCAUAUCGCAAACAUUUGCUCGAAAAACACCGCACAUAGUUCACUCUUUCUAGAAGGCACUCAUAAUUAUGAAACAACCUUUGAUUUAGAUGGAAAUGUUGAAACUGCGAGUCUCACAAGUAGCAGGGAUAGUAAUAGGCUCUCACAACAGUAUGAUCGUCAACCUAGAGGUACAGACCCAAUUUUACCCGCAGUAUUAGAGUUCCUCGAAGAAACUGAAGAAACAUUCUUUCACGCCGUUAUUACCGAUGUUGAACCAUCAUCACUACAAUUUAAACUUGCACCAACGUAUACUCUUUAUCUUGCUGCUAGAUAUAGGGCAAGUACACAUUAUAGAUCUGAAUUGCAACCAACUGAAAGAGCACAUCGAUUGACCGUAAUGCUAGCAAAUGUGGCUACUAUGAUACAACUUAUUAUACAAGAACGUUAUAUGGAUGCACCAUCUUUAGCUUUAUGGCUUUCAAAUGGAUCAGAGUUUCUUCAUUUUCUUAAAAAUGACCGUCACAUAGGUGCUUUUUCUACUCGAGCACAAGAUAUUUUAGUAGAUGCUGUUCAAACCGCUUUUGGAUCGCUGAUAAAUUGCGUAUCCUUAGAACUUAAUCCAGCGAUGUCUCAAUUCAUGGCGGAUGCUGAUGAGCCAGCAAGAGAGGCCGGUGUCUUACAAAUAUUUUCUAACACAAUGGCUUUACUUCGACGGUAUAGAGUAAAUGCAGCUUUGACUAUUCAACUGUUUAGUCAUCUGUUUCACGCCAUCAAUGCAACCGCUUUCAAUAUACUGAUAUCAAAUAAUAAUCUCUGUGUACGAUGGUUUGGUCGUCGGCUCAAAGCUCGGUUGAAUGCGAUUGAAACUUGGGCUGAAAGACAAGGUCUAGAACUUGCUAGUCAGUGUCAUCUUGCUACGAUAAUGCAAGCUACUCAUUUACUACAAGCACCAAAAUAUAAUACUGAAGAACUUGCUACUCUCAGUUCAACUUGUUUGAAACUCAAUUCUUUACAAGUUCGAGCACUGCUUCAAAAAUAUCAACCAACAGCAGACGAACCACGGUUGACUGCCGAAUUAAUAGAAAAUGUUGUAAAAGUUAUUGAAAAUGUGACUGAUACACUUAUUAGAGCCGAUGGAAGAGAAAUAAGAUUAGAGGAGGAACCAACUUUAGCAUUAGCACUUCUGUUACCCGAAGAUGGUUAUAGCUGCGAAAUUAUCAAAGGUGUUCCGCAAGGUCUUGAUGAAUUUCUCGCUCCUCUUCAGCGUGAUGGUAUAUGCAAAAUAGCUCCUCAAUUAACCAGCAGUGGAUACUGGACAAUUUACAUGAUUGAUCAUCAUAACAAUUUUCGCAGCCCAAGCUCCAUGAGUAAUCGGUCCAGUGGUUAUGCAGGCCAUGUUUUUUCGAGUCACGGUCAACCCGAAAUCCAAAUUAUCAAGUUGCAGAAAUCGACCAAUGGAAUGGGUCUGAGUAUUGUUGCAGCAAAGGGAGCAGGUCAAGAUCGAUUGGGCAUAUAUAUCAAAAGCGUAGUUUCAGCUGGAGCUGCAGAGAUUGAUGGGCGGUUAACAGCUGGUGACCAGUUACUUAAAGUUGAUGGGCAAAGUUUAGUCGGAAUCACUCAAGAAAAGGCAGCAGAAUAUCUUGUACGGACUGGACCUAUUGUAACACUAGAAGUCGCUAAACAGGGUGCCAUCUACCAUGGUUUAGCUACUCUAUUAUCUCAACCAUCACCUGUUAUAAGUAGAGCGCAUAAGGCACGGCCGAAAUCAGAAUAUACUGAAGUAUCUCAAGUACCUGAUAUAAGUCAACCGUCAACGUCACAUUCAAUGGGAAAUUUAAUAUCAGCAUCGAAAGAAUCAAGUUUUCUACAACAUCCGGUUGAUUGGCAUCCUGACUCAGAAAACAUUUUACCUGGACCACGACGUAUGAGUGAACGUGAUAUUCCGUCACGGUUUCGUCAUGAACCUGAUUCUCAACAAAUCCACAGUAGCAAAUCUGUUCCUGCUUUACACAGUGUUGAAACAGACAAUAAACAAUUACAACCGCAGCUAUGUCAACACGAAGUGUUCAACCCGGGGUAUAGCAGAACUUCAUCUAGCAAUAGUACUACACCGCCAGUUCAACCACCUCCAAUGCCUACUAUGAAUGGAGUUCCAUCUUUGAGAUCGCGAUCAAGUAACAACCUUCUUGACCCAACAAAAAUUAGUCACUUGCCUUUAUCUGGUUUGAUGAAUCGUCAGCGAUCUUCUCCAAAUUUAAAUCCGAGCCAAUCAUUUGGAAACGCUUUAAAUAAUAUUCAGAAUAAUGAAGCUGAGAGAUUCUAUCAGAAUUUAAGUAUCUACCGACAUCAAGAUCCAACAGCAAAACAGAUGGGCCCUUAUCAAACAUCCAUUGAUCGAAAUCCAAUAUAUACCCAAAAAAAUCCAAAAGGCUCACAAAAUUCAUUAAAUCGUACGGUACUGGAUGCUAAUCAAGGGAAAGAUCGCCCCGUCUCAGCAUAUAUUUCUCAAGAUCAACAAAUUAAUUACAAUGCUAAUCAAAUUCAACAACAAGGAUUAAAAUCACAAUCAUCAAGAGAUAUAAUACGACAAGAGGCAAAGUUACAGGAAAUGAAGGAGGAAGUACGACGUCGUGAGUUAAGGGCAGGUACAAUUUCGAUUAAUCAAUAUCGACCAAAUUCUUAUAAUGUUCGCCCUACUACUGCUCAAGCCAAUGUAACUAUGUACAAACAAGCAGGUUUAAUACCAAGUCUUGAUUCGAAUCCUUCAAGUUAUAAUUUACGACAGGUUGCUUCGAAUCAUGGAUCCUCUGAUCCUCAAAAUAAUCCAUAUGGCGUACAUAAUAAACAACUUAUUUCAAAUCAAUAUGCUGUUAUUUCAAAGAAGAAUGAUGCAUCUUGUGCUAAUCAAAAAAUGGCUGAGAUAGACAGAGAAUACGAAUCAGAUUUUAAUCGAUCAAGAACGGAAUAUAAUCAGCAAUUAGCUCCUUACAAUAAAUCUCAAUUUGUAAAUGAUCCAAGUGACACAAGCCAUCAACGCAAUAUGAAUGAGAAUACUCUUAAUCAAAUACACAAUGAAAAUGAUAUUAAUAAAGAAACUUUACCAUUCCGUUCAGUUCUUGAAAAUGAAUAUAAAGAAAGUCACCCACCUCCGCCUCUUAAUACUUCAACUCACCCAUUAUAUACAAAGCAAAUCGAUUCAAGGUAUACCGCAAGUAUGCAAGAUACUCCAAUGAGUAGUUACUAUUCAACCAUUAGUUCAAGUCAACAAAGUCGACAACAUCAAUAUAAUGCAACCAAUCCAUGGCAACGAGAAGAACGAGAAAAAGAACAAGCACGGCGACGAGAAGCGGCUAAAUUAUGGCGGGACCAACAAAUUGCUGAGUUAAAUUCACUCUCUCAUAGAACACAACAACAAGAGGAACAACUUCGAGCUCUCCAGUUAGAAAGAGAUUUUCAAAAAAGAGCUGAAGAAGCUGCAGCUCAACAAGAUGAUGAUGAAGAAAGUAAUGACCUUGAAAAUCACAAUACAUUGUGUGUUCAAGGAUUGCUUAAAAUGACAGCAACUCCAGAGAAAAAUUACCAAUCAAUAGAGCAAAACGUUUUGUCUCGAGCAAACGUAGCUAAUCAAUCAAUUCGAGGAACUCUUCCAUCUCAAUCAACUAGUAAUCAACUAAAGUCAUCUACUAUAUCUUUUCCUACAGUAACAUCUCAGCAAGACCAAACAAAAUUUGGAAAUAUAAAUCUACAUGACAGCUCGAAUAUAAAUUCACAGCAUAUUUUAAAUAUAAAUGAUUAUGGACAAGUUUCUAAUUCUUCGGCUUAUAAUUCACCUCUAGUAUUUGGACAACUGGCAAAUAAUUUAAAAAUUACUGCUCAACUCCAGGCGGAUGCAGAAGAAGAAAAGAAUAAAAAAAUGGACGAAUACAAAUGUGGACCAACAGAAUUUGAUGAAAGUUAUCGAAAAAACGAAGAUGAAACGAAACAAAGUCAACAUAUAUAUCAACAAAAUCAAUCAAAUCUAAAAAAUCAUCAACAUCAACUGUAUUCAGAAAUGUUGAAACUAGACAAUUUGCAUAUCAACGGUGGAAGCGAUGCCCCAGUACCUCCAGAAAGAGGUUCUAGUUACACCGUCAUGUCUCAACAAGCUGGCUUAAGAUCGUCUAAUUCAACAACAAUUUCUACUCCAAUUGGAUCUCAUCAAACUUCCAUUAAAAGAGUCUCUUUCCACGAUUCCAAUGCCAACAUUGAAAAUUUUCCAAAAAAUUCACUUUCAAUUACCUCACACAUAUCACCAUCUUUCACUAUGGGUACUAUAAAAGAAGAUCCUAAUAACUUCAUAAAUGAUGCGAAGACUUUAUUGGCAUCUCCACAAACACCUGAUGGCCCUGGCAGUCAAUUUGGUGGAAAUACUCCUGGUGUUAUUGGAGCUCAGGAGAUUUACAAAGAUCCUAGACAAAAACGUUUAGCUGAGAAGCAAAAACAACAAGAAAAUGCUCAAUCGGGUGAGGUCCCGGAAAAAUUAAGUUUUAAAGAAAAAAUGAAAAUGUUUGCAAUGGAGACUGGAGAAGAUGGCACGCCAAGAGACAAAGUGAAAAUCUCAAGAGCUCAAAGAGAAAUUGAUAAUAUUACAAGUCCUUCAGACCCAAGUGAUAAUGAUAAAAAUUGAUUUUUUUGUAGGUCAAUCGUAAAAAUAUUGACCAUUUGAACAAGAAGUAAUUAAUAAUACUAAUUAUCUGAUACUUCUAGAACAAAAAUAUAGUAUUGUAAGGAAGUAAUAAACUUCCUUAAUUAAUGACCAAUAUCUUUUAUAUCUAAUCUUUUAGAGGAAAUUUAGUUUUAUAUUUUGAUUGAUGUAUCUAAAUUCGACUAUUAUUACAAAUUUACAAAUAUUUCUUAAAUAAUAUACAAGAUGAAAAUUCAUUUAUAUUUUAUAUAAAAAAAUUUGAUCUUUAUUGUAAAUAAAACCGAUGAAUAUUUUACUUACAUCUUUAUAUGUUUAUAUUUAUAAUUAAAAUUAUUUACAUAUAAUAAUUUCACGAUCGUAUAAAGACAGUUAAAAAGUAAAUGUUUGAGCUAUCAAACAUCUUCAUAAAGCAAUCUUCAUUAUAAAGUAUUUAAAAAAUUAAUUUUGUAUUGAAUGUCUAUAAAUAUUUUUAUGUAAAAGAUAAUCUUGUGUGCAAGAAGUAAAUAUUGUAGUAUCUACUAAUAUAUUGGAUUGAAAUCCAAGCGUUAAUGAAAAAUUUUUAAUUUGAUUAGACAAAAGUUUUAACAUGAAAUACGAACACAGCAAUACUAGAUAAUAAUGAAUAUAUAUUAAUAACAUUUAUUUUUGGAAAUUCUAAUAAAGUCGAAUUGCAAU